CCUCACCUUGCCUCAUGAGAGGCCCUGCCUUGCCCUGCCCCAAUGUGUUCAAUAGGACUUAUUCCCAGGUAACCGUGAAUGGCAGCAGCCUUAGGAUUGCAACAUACUGCUCUCCUUCCCCAUUUGUUUUUAACACCAAGAAGAGCUGCUGCAGUCCCAAACGCGGCCGAUAUUACGCAGGCACACGCUUGUGUUGCCUAGCCAUUUUUAUUUAUUUAUUUAUUUUAGGAGGAAGCCGAGUCCCAUUGAAAUCUCGAGGAACUGGGUAAACGCUUCGAGCCCACACCGCCGGGGAGUCUUGUGAUGAGUAACCAGCUCCAUUAAUGAUUCGCAGGGGGACGCGCCGAUCUCCGAGGGACCCCGAGCGGCGGCCAGAAGGCGCCAAGAUGGCGGCGCUGAGCGGCCGGGCGCGAGGGGCUCUCUGGGUGGCUUUACUGGCGCUGUGCGGGACUGUGCUGGCCCUGCUGGCCGUCGUCCUGGUCCGGACCUACGCCCCGCGAAACCCCGCGCCGGCUCCGGAGCUCUGGGCGCGGAGGAGCCGGCAGCAGCGCCUGGAGCCCUCGUUUAGUCCCCAAGAGCGGCGGGAGCUCAAAGAGGCGCUGCAAGGUAAACUCGACACAAGUCAAUAAAAUGGGUCGAGGGGCCGAAGACGGCGGGAGCUGCUUCCCUCAGAGUAAAAGUUGCACGGUCUCCUAAGGAAGAGGGUGCAGGAGGGGCAAAGCAGCGUUGCCGUUUGGGUAGGACUUCGGGGCACAGUUCGGCAGAAUAAGAAGAAGGGUCGCCAAACGUAGCUGGGCUGCACACUGCCUCAUUUUGAAGUAAAGUGCAUAAUACAAGUCAAACAUGGGAGCCUGGGGCUCCAGGGGUCGCUGCGGUUCCCAUCAUUGCUGACCAGCUUUUCGCGCUGGCCGGGGCUGCUGGGAGUUGGAGUUCAGUGGGUCAGACCCAUUUUUCCCUGUCAGAUCUGAACCUCAGUUGCACCGCUGGAGCCAAAACGGCGUGUCAGGGUGGGGCAAGUUUUUGUGAUAUUUCUGAAAGAGGAAUGACGGUAUGUUUCACAUGGACACCCCAUUCUCAACUUAUUUUCUCUUUGCUCGUUUUGAUGGGAGUAACCCUUCCAAGUAAAGCACGCUUAGGACUGCAGUCUCGUUUUAGCUUCCGGUUUAUGAUUCGGUUAUCAUACUUAUGGGGAAACAGCCUUUUCUUCAAGUUACUAAGGGGGUCCAGGAAGGGUUUGUGUGUGUUCAUUGUUAUUUCGAGGGGGGCGAGUUACCCUCUCGUGCUAUACUCGUAGGAGUUCUUAUUGACUGCAUUGUAGGGGGUUGGACUAGAUGACUUCUCUUCCAGCUCUACGGUUCUGUGAGUCUUCCCCCCUCCACCUUCAGCUACGCCUGCAAUUCUGUACACUUAUCUGAGAGUAAGUCCCAUUAAACUCAGUGGGACAAACUUCUGAAUAUACAUACGAAGGUUUGCAUACCAUUGUAGGGUAAUCUACAAUGUCUUUCUUUUGAGAUCCUUUAUUUGCCCUAGUUUCAACCAACCUAGUGUGUGUGGCUUGAGAAAGCAAAGCACUUGUGAAAAGGCAGAGCAUGGACUUGCCAUAGUUUCCGAGUUAAUGUGGGAAUCAAAAGAUUUGGUCAUGGUCAUGAUUUUUCAGCCAGCCGUCAAUUUGCUGUACUGGAACAGCCCCCAUAUUAACAUUAUAGUAGCUGAAUAUUUACUGUUCUUUAUACAGUGCUACCUCAGGUUACAUACGCUUCAGGUUGCAGACUCCACUAACCCAGAAAUAUUACCUCGGGUUAAGAACUUUGCUUCAGGAUGAGAACAGAAAUCGUGCUCCGGCAGCGCAGUAGCCGCAGGAGGCCCCAUUAGCUAAAGUGGUGCUUCAGGUUAAGAACAGACCUCCGGAACGAAGCAAAGUAACCCGAGGUACCACUGUAUUACACACAAAACUAUGGAAUCACAGCUUGCAUUCUCCUCUGCAGAGUGAACAAUAGGAUUCACAGACUCAGUGGUUUUUAGCACCACCACAGUGCAAAAACCUGGAUGCUCAUAUUUCUUACGGAUUCCCCCCAAAUACACCAUUAGAUCAUAGGGUUGUAUAAAGUAGACCCAUUGAAAUUAAUAGACAUGGCUAAUUUAGGUUUUUUAAUUUCAGUGAGACUGCUCUGGGUAGGAUUAUCAUGAGCUACAACCCAGUGCAGUGCAGUGCACUGUAAAAAUUGUGCAUCCAUCACUUUCUGCAAUAAUGCAUUCCGUUAUACCCAGUUGUGGGAUGCUACUUAAGGCCUUUCCCCCAGGAAAAUUCACUGUUUACUGCUGGAUUGGAACAAACAUCAAUCGGUUUUUCUGCAAAUUGACAUUUGUUCCAAUCCAGUGCUAAGCAGCAGGUUUCCCCAGGGAAAAUAGGGAAAACUAAAAACCGCUUGGACUUGUGUGUAGAAAACACUGGACAAGCAGAAAACUUCUCAGACUUGUGCUUUCUAGGCACAGAACUGUGGACGAAUCCUUAGUUGGACUAUCCUUUGUGCUUUCUUGCACAGCAGUACAUGAUCAUUGGGCAUAUUGAGUAUUUCUAGUGUGUAUAACAUAAAAUCAACAGAUUUGUGGUUCAUGCCUGAGAAGUGAGCUGCUUGAAGACAGGGUGGUUUUGCAUUUAUUUUGUUUCCCAAUAUGUUUCUUUUAAAGGUUUGAUUUUAUCUACAUAUAGUUUGUUGCAAUGGCAUUGGAUUGUGUAAACAAUAUGUUAUCCUUCAGUCUACCCAUGCUUGUAUCUUACGGUUACAAGAAAACAACUUAGGAGGCUUGUUUGCAGUAUACAUAUGGUUUCUGUAUGGGAAAUAGCCAUGUGGGAGGAGCCUGAUAGUGAGGACGUGUGUCUUUUCUGUUUAGCCAACCCUUGAUAUUUCUAGUUAUCUUGUUCUUAAUGAUAAGCUUAUCUUUUUAGUCAAGGUACAUUUAUUAUCUACUGCCAAUGUCAAUAAGUUCAAUCUGGUCAUUAUGCUAUGAAUAUACCAGAACUCUGGAGGUUUUAUUUAUUUUGAAUAUUCAUAUGCUAUUUAAGAAUUUUGCAAAUCCAGAGUCACGUACUAAAAAUCCAACUAGCUAAAAGAAUAAAUAUGUACAAUUUAAAUAAUCAACCACAGUUGGUAGAAGCAGAAUGAAAUACAGAUCAGAUCAAAAUCAGACAAAAAGUCAGAACUACAGAUUGCAUAUUAAAAACAUUGGAGCUUUUUUAGUUGCAAAUGUGCUAUCUAAAUGAUGGUGAUGAUGUUGGUGCCUCAUGGAUCUGUAUGACAAGGAUGUCUUACACACAUGACACAGCCACUGAAAAGUCAUUUUCCAAGUCACCAUCUAACUAGCUUCUGAAUGUGAAGGCACCUGGAGCUUGGACUCCAAUGCAGAUUUGGGCAAGUUCAUGUGGGCAUUUUCAUAUAAGAAAAAUCAUUUCUUUGGGUACUCUUGUCCCCCAGCUGUUUAAGCAUUAAAGGUCCCGCCUUUUCUCUCUCUUCAUCAAACUGACUUCAAUUUGUGCAGCGUCAGUAUGUCUACUAGAUUAUAAACCUUUCUGGCAGCUCUCUGUCUAUUUUAUUUAUUGUGUAGUAGUCAGUGGAAUUUUAAACACACAAUAAAUAAUAAGAUGGCAUUUUAUAGUUCCUGAUCUUCCUGUAUUUAAGUACCUUUGAAGAAUGUUGAUUUGUUGAGCUGUUGAUGUAGAAUUUAUACCAUGUAAUUGUGGGAAAACAAGUUAGUUUCUGAAGUCACAAAUGCAAUGAUGAAAUCAGGUGGAAAAGGUAUUCAUUUCUUCAAAGUAAAUGUUUCUGUCUCAGGCUUCUUCAUAGAGUCACCGAUGGUAAUUCUGGAGAGCAAAAUUAUAGCCUGUCUGCAUUUUGUGACUUUAGCCUUUAGCCUUUUUCUUUGUUGCUCACUGAAAUUUGGUGCUUCUACUUUUCUGGCUGCCUGUCAUACAGCGCUGUUCUCCGUUUAUUUGCUCUUUGAAUGUCUACCAAAAACAUAUUAAUUUUGUUCGCAUCAAUCAGUUAAUAUAUAAUGUAUCUUUAUUGUUGUUGUUAUUAUUUAUCAGUCACUUUAUUCACAGAGGUGAGCCAAAGCAACUUACAACAAGAUAUAAACAUUAAAACCAAUUACAGUACGAUUGCAUCUAAUGCAGGGGUUCGGUUCCAAGAGUUCUGCGUAUACACAAAAACGUGUUUACUCAAUCCCUUGGAACCACCCACAGACAUCUCCAGCCUUCUUGAGCCAGCACACUCAGCUUGCCUUUCCCAGUAAGCAAGGCUUUCAAAUUUAUUUACACACUGGGGAAACCUUGCAUAUGAGUCAGUUCACAUGGGGUCCUUGGGAUAUUGCAGUUCUGAGCUGUUUAGGGCUUUAUAGGUAGCCUAUUAGUUGGCAUUAUAUGCUCAAACCAUCUUGCCCCAGUGAGCAACCUGGCUGCUAAAUUCUGCACCAGCUGAAGUUUCUGAACCUUCUUCAGAGGCAGCCCCAUUUAUAACACAUUGCAGUAAUCGAACCUAGAGGAUACCAGAGCAUAGACAACAUAAGUUAGGGUAUCCCUGUCCAGAUAGGGGUGCAGCUGGGCCAUCAGCCAAAACUGAUGGACGAUACUCUGUGCCACUGAGGCCACCUGAGUCUCAAGCAACAGCAAAGGAUCCAGAAGUACCCGCAAGCUGCAUACCCACUCCUUCAGAGGAAGUGUGACCCCAUUAAGGACAAGCAGCCUCCCAUCCAUCUGGUCUAAGUAACCACUCACUAACUGUGCCUUAGUUUAUCUGGAUUGAGCUUCAGUUUGUUGGCUCUUGUUCAGUCCAUUGCCAAGGCAAGACAUCAGUCCAGCAUGUCCACUGCCUCACCUGCAGAUGUAAAUGAGAAGUAAAACUGUGUCAUUGGCAUACAGGUGACAACAUACUCCAAAACUCUGGAUAACCCCACUCAGUGGUUUCAUGUAGAUAUCAUAUAUAGGUACAUAUGAUCCAGGACCCUGCCAAUGAAAUCAUGUGCAUUGGGGGUGGGGAUAGGGUGCAGACUCCACUUCAUUCAUUCGUAUUACUGUCUAUAUGAAAAUGAAAUGUGAUACAAGAUGUACAGACAUCUUCUUGCUUAAUGGAGUCUGGGGAUCUCACUCAGCCACUUGAUCAGGGGCACCAUUUGCACAUCUAAAUGUGUGCAAUGCACUCAUUCAGCAAUGCAGCAGACUCCAGACCCAGUUGCCAUUCACAAUAUUCUCAGAAAUAUUGUAACUGGGAAUGACAUUUGCAGGCUCUGUCAGCCGACUGGUAGUGGCACUUCUAAUCCUUUGAAUAGGCAUCUUGACAGCCUUUACAUUAUUUUGCAGGGAAGGAGAGUUUAUCGCAUUGCACUGUUGUUUUAAUAAUUGCCUGUCUGAGAAAGUCACGAAAUCUCUUCUUUUAUGUUUUAUGUAAGGUGCCAUCAGAAUGCAAACAGUUUCCUUCUCAGCAAAUGAUCAAAAUACAACAGCCCUGGCAGAAUUUGAGCCAUAUAUUCGUAAAGGUAUUUGAACUUAAAUUCCUUCUUUUAACUAGCAAAUGGGCAUUAACUUAAUAGAGUAUCUAAUCUUUGUGUCGUAAAAGAAGAGCCUUUAUCGACAAAACUAAAGUACUAAGCUGACAAAAAUGUGAUUUAUUAUUGAGUAGAAUGCAAAUUAAUGAACCGAAGCAACUGUGGAACUAUUUACAAUUGUAAAUAAAUCCUUCUUUUUUUAAAAAAGUAUUUAUAUCUUUGUGAUAAAUUACACAAAAGGAUUGCAUCUAAAUGGCAGAGUGUGCUUUGCUUACGGAACAUGCCAGUACAAACCCUAGUAUCUCUGUGUAGGCCUGGGAAAGACCUCUGUCCCCAUGUGAAGACCUUUGAGCACUUGACAUAUACUCUUAGUGUGGUAAUAAAUGCAGGAGCUACAGUUGUUAUGCAAGAGUAGAUUAAUGUAGUAUGAUUUUGGCCUUAUACGUUUUAUGGUCAAUACCAGUCAAACAGGUAAAAUUACUGGGUUCUCAGAAAAGAUUGAAAUUAUAUGAAGAGUGGCUUUCAUUGUUUCUGUUGUUUGUUUCUUUAUUUAACAAUUUGAAUACAGUGUUGUUGUUGUUAUAAUUUACUUUAUCCUUUUGUUUGCUUUAAACUCUGUUCCUCCACCCCAUAGGGUGGUGGGACCAGCAAGAGAUGUGUGCUAUGCCUUUCCUCAUCCUUCAGUUACCCAUUUUCUGAAAUAUAUCAGCCAUUAUAAUAUACCAACUGUUGCACUGAAUACCAAAGGUUAAUAUGUCCCCAUUGAUUUGUCCAAUCCUUAACCUCAAACUUUGGAGGAACCCUUGCUAAUUUUCUUUCCCUUCUGUUUUUCUUCCCUGAAGCCUUUCCUGCAGUGUUUUCUGCAGCAUUCAUUAAACAUGAAGUUAUUGGGGAAUAUAGCCACCUAUUCACCAUCCAGGGGUCUAACGCUCAGCUGCAGCCCUACAUGCUGCUUGCACAUAUAGAUGUUGUUCCAGCUUCUCCAGACGGGUGGGACGUCAGUGACCCUUUCUCUGCUGAGGAACGUGAUGGGUUUAUAUAUGGAAGAGGAACACUUGAUAACAAAAACUCUGUUAUGGUAUAUGUAUUUUGUAAAUGUACCUCCCUUUGCAGGGUGGGUGGGGUGCAAAGUGUUUGUCCCACAAAGUUUAGCAUGCCACAUUAAUGAUGGUUCACUGGUUUAAUGCUGUACUGUUUUUAACAUUUGAUUGGGAGCCGCCCAGAGUGGCUGGGGAGACUCAGCCAGAUGGGCAGGGUAUAAAUAAUAAAUUAUUAUUAUUAUCUGUUCACAGUGUGAGGAGAAGCAUUCCCAUUAUUCCUAUUAUUAUUAUUAUUAUUAUUAUUAUUAUUGUUAUUAUUAUUUUGCAAGCUAAACAUAAAUCAGUGCACUUUAAAAAGAACCUUUUAGCCAUAUGAGUAUAUUUUGCUUUGCUUUAAAUUGAUGACUUAGUAUACUAUUUCUGUGGACACCAUUGGGCCAAAGGUUGUCCUGAAAGUAGGGAGAGAAGGAAGGAGGUACAGAAGGCCAGUGGGCUGCUGCCCCUGACAAUUGGAAAUCAAGAAGAUGAUAGGAACCUGGCAACUGGUUCCAGAGGGAGCAGCCAGCUGGAUAAAGUGCUGCAGCCUGAAAGUCAGCAAGCAAAGCAAGAACUGACUACCAGAGCUCAUACAGAAAGUUCAGUGUGCACUACUUUCAUCUAGUAAACCACUUUCCAAGGCACAGGCCUUUCCCCAAGACAGUUUCCUCCAUUUUCUUCCAAAGAACAGGCUAAAUAGAUGCUCCAAAGCUUCUGCAUACAAUUUUUUGAAAGCGUUAUUUAUUUUUUUAGCUCUGUGAUUUGGACUUUCCCACCUUGAUCUAUAAUCCCCUCCCAGUCAACUGACAAAGUUAAGUUUCAUACAAUUAAAUGGUGUUUUGGUUCAAUCAAAGGUUAGUACAAUGCCAUUGGAUUCUCAAAUCCCACCCUCUAAUCUGGGGCAAAACCAGUCCUUCAUGCUUCCCCACAACAGUUGCUGUUAAUAUGGAACAGGUUCUAUAACCAAGAUGCGAAAUAGACAGUGUUUAACAUUUUAUUUUUUAUUCCUCAGGGGAUUCUGCAUGCUCUAGAAUUCUUACUGAGACGAAAUUACAGACCUCACAGGUCUUUCUAUAUUGGCCUUGGGCAUGAUGAAGAGGUAUUCUAUGUGUCUUUAAUUUCCCCCGUAUUUAUUUAUUUUAGAUUUAUAACUCAUUCCAGAGGCUGAAACAGUAGAUACUGAACUUGAGUGGGUCAGCCUGCUGCUCUUUUUACAUGGAGACUCCUUAACGGUGUUGUGCUGUCCUGAUAAAAGGUUUUCCAUGCACUGCAGUGGUAGGUGCCUAUUGACUAGUCAACUGUCGACAGCAUAGGAAUAUGGAUUUUGCUUUGCAUAGGCGGAAGAAUGUGUAUUUUUUGUGUUGUUUAGCAUUACAAUUCUGUAUCCAGCCCUACACUGCCCCCAAUUUUUUUAAAAAAAGUUUUGAGGGUUAGGAGCUUGUCUUCACUGCGUUUACAAUUUGAUGUAAUAAUAGAAGCUAUUAUAGAAGCUAUCCAUAAACAAAUAUGGAUUUGUUAUUAGAGUUUGUUGGAUUAUGUUACUUGUACUACUUGCAUUGCAUAAAAUUGAGUAUGUUCUAGCCCGGGCUGGGGAACUUUUUUGACUCUGGGUGCCAAUUCCUCAUCAGGAUUGGCUUCAUAUGCCAAAUGUGGCAGGUGGGUGGGGUUGCUGACCUGUCCAAUAGCACGACAUCACAUAUUGGCAGGUGAGCAAGGCCACUUGCCUGUCAAAAUCCCUCCUGCGGCUUUGUAAGUCUCCCUUGCUUCCCAUUUAAACCUAGUGUCAAGGGUUUAAAAGAUAAACACGGGAAGACUUGCACAGUGCCCUUGGAAGCAGCCUGGAGGGUGCUUUUGCCAAGUGCUUUAAGAUGCUUUUGCCUGCAAGACAUACCUCUCCCCUCCCUUCCUGUCACUUGUCAGAGAAGGCAGGAAAAGAGGUGGGUUUUGCAAGCAAAGGAGGGGAUUACUCCAGUUCUCUGCCUUUGCUUGAGACUGGGAAGACUUGCAAAAGACUUGCAAGUUCUCCUUCUCUUUUAAAUGCCCAGUCCUGUGCUGAACUCAGUCCCAUCUUUAACAGAGAAUAUUUCCCCUGCUGGAUAAAAGAUUGCACAGGCAAUACAGGAUUAAACCCUGGCCUUCCGCCCAUCAGCUGACAUCACCAGUAAUGUCAGCUAAUGGCUGGGUAGACAUGGUUUGGUGAAACAACCCUGGUGGGCCAUGAUUGGCCUGGAAGCUGGAGGUUCCCUAACCUUGUGUUAGCCUAAUGGCUGCUACACUUGAGGAAUUAUGUGCCACAAUUUACCUCUUGAGUGCAGACCUAUAGCAAGAUUCAGCAAGUAAUAUAUUGGAAUGAAAUUAGUUCAUUAGGUGCAAGGUUAAAUGGUUUGGAGCACCACACAUCAAUUGCUCUCUCCAGUAGAAGUGUGUGUGUAUAUAUUUAAAACCUGUAUAGCAGUUGUCUUUUUCCACUGAAGCACUGGAUGCUUAUUGCUGCCUGAGACAGAAUGAGAUGACAUUUGGUGAGAUGACUUUGUUGUGGGCUUUUCAGGUGGGGGGUGGAAAAGGAGCCAUGAAGAUUGUGGCUGAAUUGGAAUCUAGAGGAAUUCAACUUUCUUUCGUGCUUGAUGAAGGAAGCUUCAUCUUUGAUGGUGUUGUCACUGGAAUAGAGAAACCAGUAGCUUCGUAAGUAAGAAAUGAUGAGAACUUUCCACAAUAAAUGCAGUUGCUGCUCUUGUUAAACAAUUGGGAGUCAAACAUUGUUCCUGAUCUACUUGGAGUGUGUGGAAUCAACAAUCUAAGUAAAUCUUCACCUAAGUUUUGCCUAUCCAUGCUGUUGAGCAGGGCCAUCUUUACCUGGGGGUGCAAGAGGUGUGGGGCACCUGGGCGCUGAAUUCUGGGGGGCACCAGGUGCCCACCGCUGAAGCUGCCUAAGCUUUAAUUAUCUACCUGCUAUGAAAUAAUAAAUAAUUUUGAUCAAGCUAGAAAAACAAAAUACAUAUAAUAUAUACCUAGAUAUUACCGAAAUGUAUACCUACUAUUUCACUAAAGGACUUUCGACUAUGUGCGCUUAUUUACCAAAGAUGCGCUGCGCCAGCAGUGGCACUUGUCAGAUUCAAUGGCGCUUGUCAUUCACAACCGCGGCGCUUGUCAAACUCAAUGACAGCACUUGUCAUUCUCAAUGGCACCGUGCAUGCGAAAUUAACUCUUACAUAAAAAUAUUAUGUUACGUAUUGUAUUGAGCUGCUAUGCGGCAGCGGGGUCAGUGGCACCUUUGACACGAUUGAUCUCAUGCCACCUGCCUGCCAGUCAUGUCAAAGGUGCUGCUGACUCUGAGUGAAACAUUGCAAAUUGAAUUUAAUUUCAUCACUUACAGUUCAAAUUCGUAUAGAGAAAUUGUUUUUAAAAAUGUUUAUUUUUGCUAAUUGUCAGCAUUUUCUUUGACUAACUACUUAGGGCUCUACUACACAUGUGUUUCAGCACGUGAUUUUAGUUUUCCAUUUCUGCAAAAAUGAGCCUAGAGCGCACUAUGAAUUCUAAACUAAAUUUGGGGGCACUGGGUGAAUCUUUGCACCCCGGCAGUGCAUAUGCUAAAGACAGCCCUGCUGUUGAUUAUUACAAAAGUAUACUACGCCUCAUCUUCUUUUAGGGUCAGUAUAACUAACCUGUGUAAUGUCUCAUUGGAAUAGCCCCCCAGCUAUAGAGUACUAAGUGCUAGUAAACAGGUCCCAGUUUAGGAUUGUUACCACUUCCUCUUCCUGGGCACUACUGCUGAAAGAGGAAUGGUAGCUGAGCGAUGGAGAAAAUUGAUCUUGGGUAGGUGUGGGGUUUUCCAGAGCUGAGGGAGCCAAAGGGACAUUGACAAGGGGUCCUACUGUGCUGCAUGGCAUAGCAGGGAUGUCAAAAUGGUUGUCUAACUAGAAGAUAGACGGGGGAAUUCUUACAUCCUGAAUCUAAAUAAUUUAUUUCCCCCCAACUUAUCAGAAUAGGUAUCACAGAAAAGGGUGAAAUUACAGCAAAUUUCACUGUGACAUCAGAGCCUGGUCAUUCUUCUGCACCACCUAAGAGGACAAGUAUUGGCAUUCUUUCUGAAGCAUUAGCCAAGUGAGUAUUUUCCUUUCCUGGUAAUAGUGAAAUCCUAUACCUGUCUAGUUAAAAAUAAGCUCCAUUCUGAUUGUAGCCUAGAGAUGUUACAUAAAUUAUUUUGCUCUGUAGUACCUUCAGUUGCCAGUUCAAUAUUUCAGAAAUAAGGGACGCUAAUGGUUAUAGAACACUAUGUUGGACUGAGUGCUCACUGGAAGGACAGAUCCUGAAGCUGAGGCUCCAAUACUUUGGCCACCUCAUGAGAAGAGAAGACUCCCUGGAAAAGACCCUGUUGUUGGGAAAGAUGGAGGGCACAAGGAGAAGGGGACGACAGAGGAUGAGAUGGUUGGACAAUGUUCUCGAAGCUACGAACAUGAGUUUGACGAAACUGCGGGAGGCAGUGGAAGACAGGAGUGCCUAGUGUGCUCUGGUCCAUGGAGUCACGAAGAGUUGGACACGACUAAACGACUAAACAACAACAACAUGGAUAUUUAAGUCACAUGUUCUCCUUAUUUAAGUGUGCAAAUCAUCUGAGGAGACAAACCUGUUUGUUGAAAUCUACCAGAAUGCUAAAUGGGGCUGCUUUUGCCGCAGCCCAAGAGUUAUGGAGCUCCCUCCCAAACAAAAACUGCCGGUGCCUACAGACUUUUAGAAGGCAAUGCAAAUGCUUUUUAAAAGCAUAUUUAGAAACCUGUUGCAGUAGAAUGUGUAUGUAUGGUUUUAUAAUACAUACUGAUGAUAUAGUGGGGAAGGGGUUUAUGUGUGCCUUUAUUGAGGGAGGGCUUAGUUUGAUUUUUAGAAAACCUACCACCAGCAUUUGUGAUGAGCCUGGAACUGUUGCACAUUUAGAUCCAGCCAUGGGGACCUUCCAGCAUCUUGCCAUACAUUCUGUUUGCUGAAGACUGUUCCUGUUCCUCGGUAUAUGGAUAAAUGUUGGUUUUGCAUGGGAAAUGGACAGUAAGAAAACAGUGCCUCACAUAAUGUUGAAAGCACACUGCAGUGGUCUUUUACCGUCCUCCAUUCAGAUUGUGACAUGAUCUCUUCCCAGUUUAAACACGAAAUAAAUCAGAUUUAUAGCAUAUCUUCCCGAGAAUUUCCUCUAGCUUUCAAAUUAUCACUGACUCAGCUUCUGUUUUGAAAUCUAACAUCAUCAUGAUACUUAUCUGUAGCAGAAACUAAAGUAGCAAUUUUAAGAUGACUAAGACAUUGCAGACUUCUGCCUAAAUUCAUGAAUCAAAGUAAUAGGAGUGGAGCCUGUUUAUUUUCCGUCUUGCAUUUGAUUGUUACAGUCAGAUAGCUGUUUGUUGUUAUAGGUUGGAGCAGCAUCCCAUGCCCAAUCUGUUUGGUCAUGGGCCUGAAAUCCUGAUGUUUGAGCAACUGGCACCAGAUGUAAGUAUUCAACAAUAUGCACUCUUUCAUGUGAUUUCAGUGAAGUGACCUUAAAUUUUCAGUGUUAACAUUAGAUUUCUUAUGAUUUUCUAAACUUGUUGCUAGUCAGAGUUUUAGAAUUUUCAGAGUCAUUCCCAAUUGAUAGAGUUCAUAGCAACUUUCCAUUCCUCGCCCCCCCCCCAACAGGUUUCAUUCUGCCACAGCGGCUCAGUUCCCACAUAACAUCAAAGCCUCGUUUACAGUUAUAGUUCUCAUGUACUCCCACAAUCUCAAACCCUUUCUUCAGUUUCUUCCUACUUUGAUCAAACCACAGUUUGUCAUUAUCUGAGCAAUCAAACUAUUGUGGGGGAACCUCCGUUUUGGAAUGUAAACCAUUCCAGAAGUCUGUUCAACUUCCAAAACGUUCAAAAACCAAGGAUCAAAGGGUUGUCAGCAAGUUCAAUGGGGAAAAUUGAGAAACAUGCCUUGGAAGCCAUCCGACUUCUGAAGCGCGUUCGAAAACAGAAGCAUUCCCUUCCAGGUUUUUGGUAUUUGGCUUCUGAAAACUUUCAGCAGCCGAGACAUUCAAAAACCAAGGUUUGACCGUACUUUUCUUCAAACCAGGGCAACUUUAAACUGUUGUUUGGAAGGCAAGCACAAGCUAUAGUAUGGCAGUUUGAAUUAAACAGCAAAGUAUACUUUGAUCCAACUGGAAACUCACUGAAGCAUGGGGGUGUAGAGUUAGCAUGGGAGUCAUUCCCAUACUGCUGAAUCAUGCUUUGUUACUUGGAGCAAGCUAAUAUCAGCUACUUGGUGGAAAGGUUGUUCAAUAGGAAAGUUGUAUUGCAUUGGAAAGCUUCAUUGCAGUUGCUUUUUGUGUAACUUGUCCAAGGUCAAUGCCACAAGCUGCAUCCUAGAUCCACUGGUGGAGGAAGAGGGGUGCAGGGGGAGCGCACCACCCCCGGCAGCGCGAUCCCAGUGGGGUGCCUUCAUGGCUGCCUCCUCUCCCGCGCUGGGCGCCACGCCCCCAGAACGUGCACAAACCCCGCCCCUGCCUGCUCUCCGCUCCCUGGUGCUGGAGCAUGAAGCUCCACCACUGCCUGGAUCUCUGACGGGCUGUGCUUGCAACCCUAUCCUUGUAGAGUUAUUGGUUUGAUCCAGAACUUCACAAACUUUUCCCUUCUCCUACGUGUUGCUUCUAUGUGCACAGUUCUCUUCCUGCCCCCUACCCACACAGCUCUUCCAUUGGCCUGUCUCCUGCAUACAGGAAAGUUCUAAAGUGCACUUAGAAGACUACUUCAACAUGGUUGUUUUUUAAAAAAAUGUUAAAUCAGAAGAAACCAUUCUCUUAAUCCAGACUUGCUGAUGUGUACUGCUUUUCUCCCCUUUGCUUUUCAGUUCAGCUUCCCUCUAAAUAUCAUUAUGUCAAAUUUGUGGCUGUUUGGACCACUUGUUGGAAGGUAAGGAAGAAACAUGAUAUUUCGUCACAUUUUUAUUACAGCAACAAGAGCUUUCCUAUGCUGGGAUACCGCAGGAGAGCAUGCUGUCACUACACGAUUUUUAAAAGCAUUUUUCUUAAAAAGUUUGCAAAAUAAUAAGUCCAUGAGGGUGUGGGGAGGUGCAUAUCACAAGCACAAACAAUAUUUAGUAAAGUGCCCACUUCAUGAAGCAAUUGCAAAGAAAUGAAUGGACAGUGGUUAAAAUGCAACCAUACUCUUAAAUGCAACCUCAAGGGAAGAUGCACAAAAAAUGAGAAACAAAUGUGCAUUUAUUGAUUUAAAAUAUUGGUAUUGACUUAUGGAAUGCAGAAUCCUACACUAAUUUACUUCUGAUCUCUAAGAACUUUGUGUCAUCUAAAUCUUUACACAGAUUUCUUGAACAGACGCCUACCACCAAUGCCUUAGUUCGGACUACCACUGCAAUCACUAUGUUUCAUGCAGGAGUCAAGGUACUGUAGUACGAAUUCAUUGGAUUUUCCAUAAAGUGUAAUGAAGGUCUAAAUUUCUCAGAACUACAUUUUCAGCUUUCAAUAUUACUAGUACCAGUGAAUUAUAGGAAUACAAAUCCGUUUCUCCUCCCAUGCUGAAUAUUCACUGCUGGCAUCGUCCCAUGAACUAAGAAUGUCAAUUCGAUUCAUGCCCUCUUAGUAUGGGAUUUGUUAUUGAUGGUGGCUUGUCCUCACAAUGGCUUAGUUUCUAGAACUAGUAGAGCAGAAAGCUUUCGCUUCAGUCAGUCCCUGCAAGAGGGGAGUUUUACUAAAAUAGAACUUCAUGAUCACAGUAUUUUAGCUCCUAUGGCAAGUUGGUGAGAGAGCCAUUCCAUACAUUUCAUAGCAAGAAACCUGGUUAGCUGUUUGGUGCACAUCACCCAGCCAGUCAGUGUUCUCUUUAUCAAUGUUUCUGUACUGUAAUUGAAACUGUUAUUUGUAACAUCCACACUUAGCAUUAACAGGUGUAACCUUAAAAAACUUGCACAUGAGGUCCCCAAAAUGUAACAGAGGAAGAGCUCCUGAGCUUGCCAAAACAGUGAAAGUGGUUUGUUAGUGGCUUUUACUUGGUGUGAUAGUUAAAGAGUGACACCCAGAGGUGGACUGAGAUACAGUAGGCUUUGCUUUUAUCAUUUUUAUGUUGCUUUAAAACUGUCUCCCAAACGACACAUGAUGGUGACAAAGCUGUGUCUUUAAAUGGAGGUCUGCCUCAAUCAUGUGUGGCAUGCAGGUAUUUGGGUUAAAUCACAAAGGGGGUGCAUGAGGAGGUGGCUGAACCCACAUCCCUUGUUCCCAACUGCUUUACUCUCAGGUGGGCUCACUUGUGAUAUUGGAAUCUGGAAGGUGGAAAAUAGUAACUUUGGGUGGUGGAGGGGUGAACUGAGGAGGAAUGUGCACCUGCAUGUAACUUCCUUAUGCACCUUAAAGCCACAUCUCCCCUAUUUUAUGCAUGAUUAGAUCAGGCCCAUAUUUAAAGAGACAGAUCUGUUCUCAAGUAUAGCUGUGCCGUGUGGUUCCAACUGCCCUGUGUAAAUGCAGUAGUACAGUGUACUGUAUAGCAAAGAACAGAUCUGUAUAGUUAAACUGAUUAAUUAAAGCUUCAUGUUUUAAAUAACUUUUAGCAACAAGUCAUAAUGAAACUGGAUUAGUCAUUAUACACUUUUUGCAACGAGUUUGAUUGUUGCUUCUAAAAAUAUUGCGAUAGCACUAUGUACUUUUUACAUUACAUUUAUAAUUGAAGGCAUAGUCAUUUCACCAUUCAAAAAAAUUGUACAUUUUCAUUUGCCAUGCAUUCCUCACCUGGUAAUGUGAUCCUCCCUCAAGAUAAAGCUGCACCUUCCAACAGCCCUUUGAGAGGAUAAGGGGGAAAGUCAGUUUAGCACACACUCCUUGGUCAUGCUUUCAAAUACUGAGAUAUGAGCAGCUCCCAUCUUUUCUCUUCUUUCAUUCUGAAAUUUGGAAAGUAGACCCAAGCCUUUCUUGUAUGACGGAGGAGAUGCCAGUUGUACAUGUACUCAUUUCAGCAGGCACUUGGGUCCAUGCAUGGAUGAACUGAGUAAAGCUCGGGCCUGCCCACCUUUUUCUAAAAUAAGUGAGCCUUUCACUGCCACACAUCAUAGGUCAGUGCUGCAACAAAUGCAUGCAUGUCUAAUGCAUCCCUAGGUUGUCAAGGAGGAAAAGCAGACCUUCAUUCAGUGGCUUAAGCAAAGAACAUGAACAGUGACACUUUAGGCAAGAAUUACCUUCGCAUAAAUAUAAUUUUGCAAGGCUGAAUUAAUAUUGAGGACUGUGCAUUGGCUUCAGAAAUUACUGGUGAAAUUACCUUGGUUCUGAAGCUCAUAUUUUAGACUGUGGUUUGUUGUCACAUGUUUAAGCCCUCUCUCUUUCUCUUCUCUCCAGUCAAACGUUAUUCCCCCCUCUGCAAAUGCAACUGUGAAUUUCCGCAUCCAUUCGUCACAAACAGUUGAUGAGGUAUUUUAUUUAUUCUGAAAAGUUUGUUAAAUUAACAGGUUAUUGUUUCUCUCCCCCCACCCUCCCUGGCCCUCAUGUUUGGCCAGGAGACUUUAGAAAGUUUAAUAAUUGGUAUGUCUAUGGUUGUGUUCCUUUUUGCAGUUAAACAUGGUUUCCCAUUCAAGAAACUUCUGAACUGGCUUGUCAUCUUUUUCUGUAUUUAUUUAAUACAGCAAAAGUGAUUGGUACAUUGGGGAUGUAUCUUUGUUGAAGGGGCCUAAAGGAAGGUCUUUUGAGGCAGUAACCCCAAACUGAAUGCUUUUUAACUCUACCUAUCCCAUUGUGUAACAGGAAAGCAGACUUCCACAAUGAGGUCCCAAAAGGUUCCUGUCCUGAUUGUGCAUCUUUAGUUGGUUUGCAAAGUGUUACUUAAGAGUUUGCAAUCUGUGCUAAUACCAUAAUGGAAGUCACCUUGCUACUUUAGCUCCUUUGUUCCUUUGGGUGUGUUCUUAGGUCCUGGGCAUAGUAGACAAAACAAUUGAUGACAAGAGAGUAAAGAUAGAAAUGGAAAGUGCCUUUGAUCCACUCCCAGUGAGCCCCUGGGACGACCAGACCUUUGGAGUACAGGUUUUCCGCCAGACCAUCCAGGAUGUUUUCCCAGAUGUUGGCAGUGUAGCUCCAGGUACUGGCAAAUGCAUUAUUACUGUUUUCCCCUUCUGUUUCCACCUAACAACCUCUACUUUGUUUUCAUUUUCUGAGUAUUCUCUUUCUAUUUUAUCCCCUUCACCAGGUACGUGCGUACACACACUCACUAUUAAUGACUGGAAACGCUUGUUUUCCUCUCUUUCUGACCUAAGAUGGUGGUCAUUAAAAAAAAAAAAAAAAAAAAGUCAACAGGAAACUGGCAAUCAGUGUACCUCAAGUUUUUCAGGUUUACAUGGGGCUGAAACCAGGCUAUAUAUUUUCUUCUUUUAGAGCAGCUCCGUUGUUGGACUGCCCUUAAUAACUUCAUUCUGAUCCAAUUCAAAGCUACCAAUUAGCUCUGCAGUCUGUUUCAAAAUGUCUGCUUAUGUAAAGAGUUAACAUUUAAACAUGGCAAUGGGCACAGUUUUUCUGAAAUGUAUAGCUGUCUUCCAUUGCUCCAAUAAAUAAAAGGCGGAAUUUUCAAAACCUCCUAAGGAAAAGUAAGGCAGAUAGCUUCCAGUGCCACUCAAAGGAAGCUAGGAAUCUAAUUCCUGAAGUCUGUGAUGCUAAUGCAAUAUUAACUUCAACACUACCAGUUUUAAUUUUUCAAAAUACUGAUUUCUCCUCCAGGUAUAUGUGUUGGUAACACUGACAGCAGACACUUUGUCAACCUUACAAAUGCUAUUUAUCGAUUUAACCCAGUGAUUUUUAAACCCGAAGAUUUGCCAAGGUACAGUAUUCUACUUGACAAUUUCUUCCUAGUGAAAACACCAGAUGAGAACUAGCAAAACGAAUGAGACAUGGCAACUGAAACUUGACAGAGAGCAACACUUCUAAAAUGCCCAUAGUGUUUCCCUACUAGUCCGAAGAAAUAGAGGGAGGGCUAGAUCUUGUACCUGUCCUUAUAAAAAGCAGAUUGGAAUUGAAGCAUCUCUUUAGGACCUCAUUUCUGUUAUGACAUUGCUUGGGCUGCAGAUAUGUAACACUUCCUGGCUGUAGUUGGAAAUAGGGCUCCUAUAUAAUAGGCAACCAUUUAUUUAUUUAUGAAUGAAUGAAUGAAUGAAUGAAUAUUCCAAUCAUUUUAGGAUUUCCUUUAGAACUCCCCUAAUAGGUAGUAUUCAGAAAUGAGCUGCGAUUGACUCUUAAUAAUGUAGAAGCUCAAGACUAGUCAGGUAUAAAGUAAUAAAAUACUUGUUUUUCUAAUCUCUCACAACAAGUUUUAUAUGUGGUUAGUUCAUUUUAGCCACACUUCAUUGGUACACAGUAAAAGGGAAUGAAGUGACAAAUCAGUUUCAUCUAUAUGCCUUAGUAAACCCAAACAUAUCUCACCCACUCCUUGGCUUCUGUUAUAAUGGAGCUGGCCAGGACUCCUGGUCAGUGGGCUGGUAUGCAUCCCAACUUUCUACUCUCUUGUUUCUUUUUCAAAAGCUACCAGUCUAAGUCCAGCUGACUUAUGGACCAUCUGCUAUCUUGGAAUAAGCAUCCUUGGUAUAAAUAGGAGUCGUAUUACAUAUAACUUUGUGGCUAGAAAAGCCCUUGUAAGGGAUUGUAGCAUGUUUCAGUCUUUUGUGGAACAUAAUACAAUAUCCCUGUUACACAAUUAUUUAACCUAUUAUAGCCUUAACCCCAUAGCUGCUUCUCUCUUUUCCCCCCCAAUCAGGUUCCACGGGUUGAAUGAACGAAUAUCUAUUGAAGGUUAUGAAAAGCAAGUGCAAUUUAUCUUCCAACUGAUUCAAAAUUCUGAUAUCAGCCAAUCCACAGAGCCACAUGCAAACCAUGAAUUGUAAAAACAAAAUAGGAAGGCUUCUGUGAACAUUACUAGGAAUCAGAAUUGCACAAAAACGCUACAUUCCAUCUUGCUGUCAGUUUUGGAACAUAGCAUACAAAUUUUAAGUCGCAAAACUAUUGUACCGCACUCCAAGCAGUUGUGAAAUAUAAAAGCAAGCAUAGAACAAAUCACUUUGGAUCAAAAUGAACAUAUCGAACUUAUGCUAUGUUGUAUUCAGUAGUGGGCUGUGUGGGUGGUACUGUGUUGCUUCCCCAGCUUCCCAACAGCAUGGGGCACUGCCGCUUACCAAGAGGAAGAGGGACGCAGCACAUGGUGGCAGGAGUGUCAGAUUGGCUUAGCUGCCGCACACCAGUCUCUCCGUGCCUCAACCCCUUUUCCAUGCCGUUGGGAAGCCAGGAGAGCAAUGCAGCCUCACUGUUGCCACCCGCAGGCUGCUACUGCAGGUAUUGGAGCCCAGAAAAUAUUAUUGCUGUAUAAAGUUUACAUCCUAAAGAUUAUUGCACUGUUCCCUUAAAUGCAAGGUAUAGCAUUUCUCAGUAAAGAGGGCAAAAUAUUCCUGCAUCGCAGGGGGUUGGACUAGAUCAUCCUAAUGGUCCCUUCCAACUCUACAAUUCUGCAAUUCUAAGUGGGUUAUCAAUCUUGAGAGAUUCUCUGGAGAGAUUCUUUUACAGAGGAAUAUUGUGCUACUAUUCCUGUCAAUCCCUGCCUGCCUGUCCCUUGCUUCUGUGAAAAAGGAAUCACUUUAAUCCUACCCUUUCCAAAUACCAUUGCCUUUAUAUCUUUUUUUUCUUCCAUUCCCCUAAAUCAGGCAUAGGCAACCUUGGCCCUCCAGAUGUUUUUGGGCCUACAACUCCCAUGAUCCCUAGCUAACAGGACCAUUGGUCAGGGAUGAUGGGAAUUGUAGUCCCAAAACAUCUGGAGGGCCGAGGUUGCCUAUGCCUGCCCUAAAUGGCAGCUGUGGGGCAGGGGGCUAUGAUCCAGAGUGCAGUGAAGGAGUUAAUUUACCAUUCCUCUACACAAUGGUGUUCCAAACAUUUGGGUCUGGGGAAAGGUGGGGGGACGGACGACGACCAGUUAGCUAAAGAGUGUUAGAAGUCUAGAAGCAGAGUUGCUGUUCCACUUCCAGCUUAAAACAGAACAGCAAUGAUUGUGUGCUACCAAGUUCUCCCAGCCUGGAAUCACCCUUAGAGAGAUGUAUUUCACUGGAUUCAAGUUCUUUUAUUCUACUCAGAGCCUGAUUUACAUGCCUCUUCAUUUUCACUUCUGAAAUGCAUUGUUUUCUGGAUGUCCUAUCAAUUCUCUCUUCCUUCAGUGGGUGUACACUUGACAGGAAGAAGAUUAAUUUGAAUCCUGAUAGGAGCCAGGGAUCUUGUGUCUUUGCUGCUACUCUCAUCUAUAGUCCCCACGAGAGAUGUUGCAAUAGGACAGUCCCUAGUGCUGCUUUUCAUUUUUUCUCGAAACUUGUCACUUUAAAUUUGAUUACAUAAUUGCUCAGAAAAAGAGAACUUGAUUCAUCUGCUCCUGUAUAGAAGAUUAAAUGUGCUGUUUAUGUAAAGUAAUAUACAGGUUAUGGAAAGAAAGAAAGAAAGAAAGAAAGAACUUGUCUUAAAUGCUUAAAUUCCUCAGGGAUGUUUACAUGCAAAUUUUAAGGGUCUGAUUUAUAACAGUAUUCUUCCCUAGUCUUUCUGGAAUAAAAUGUGACUCAGUGAAGCCUAUACAACUAGAAAUGGCGAUAACACUGGAUUAUUACACUGUGAUCUGGUUUACCCAUAACACUAAGCCAUGGUUUAUUUAACCAUAAAUUGUCCCACAGAUGAUUAAACAAGCCAUGGCUGUUUCAUGAGUUUGAACUGUUUUCCAGUUACUCUUGCCUUGUGCCUUUGUAGUGGGAUAAACAUUUGAGGGUGAUGGUUAGAAAAAAACAAACCCAUGGUUCUAGGAAGUGCUGGGUUCAUACAUAUGAUCACUCCACAGUUUAACAAACCAAGAUUUAUAAGCUAAUAACAAACCGUGGUUUAAGAUUUUGCCUUUGUUAGCAGUAAACAAAUUAUAAUUAAGCCCCUGGGCAGAAUUUUUACAUAACACUCAGCCAUGGUUUAACAAAAAAAUAAAUGUUUAGUGUUAUGUGUGAGCUAGGCCUGUGAUUUUUAUGAACUUCUUAACAAUUAUGUAUGGAUUUGCACUGUAGCUAUAUCUGGAUGUGAUAAUAACUAAGACUUGAUACAGGUUUUUCUUAUGAAAACAAUAAAAAAGGACUACGAUGUGUGUGAUC
Podarcis lilfordi (Lilford's wall lizard) is the source of this 20744-nucleotide messenger RNA. The record is from the annotation of a GenBank genome assembly. Lineage: Eukaryota; Metazoa; Chordata; Lepidosauria; Squamata; Lacertidae.